This is a messenger RNA of Acanthaster planci (crown-of-thorns starfish), 1813 nucleotides long. RefSeq lists its product as uncharacterized. NCBI's taxonomy places the organism in Eukaryota, Metazoa, Echinodermata, Asteroidea, Valvatida, Acanthasteridae. The record is from RefSeq and is a predicted model, not a curated record.
AUGAUGUUGCCGAUACUGCGUGAUCAGUUUGCUACUGAAACCUGGAUAAUUGGCUGGAUUAUUUCUCUGGUAGAUGCUGUCGGAGGAGUCUCGGGUCCUUUGGCGGGGUUUUUGAGUAAGCAAUUCGGCACCGGUGUCAUCAUUAUGGCUUGUGGUGGAGUGUUUGGCCUUGCAUUGAUAGCUGCUUCUUUUGUGACGACUGCAACGCAGCUAGCUAUAACGUUGAUACUGUUUGCUGGUAUAUCAUCAGGACUUUCAGCUGUUGUUGUAAAAGAUACAGUCGGCCGCUGUUUCGGUAAAAACCUCGCAACGGCAACAGGAAUUUCAUACACUGGAGGCUCGAUAGGAAUGAUUGUUUUUCCGCCUCUCAUCCAACUUUUUCUUAGUAGCUACGGAUGGAGGGGAACCAUGCUAUUGAUAGGAGGAAUUUCCAUGCACCUCGCCGUAUGUGGCGCUCUUAUAUUGAGAGCUGAAAUACCUGAAAUAGCGAACUAUCAACAGCUUCCAGAAAACGGAUUGUUAGCAACACAUACAGAGAAUCAGAAAUGGUCAUGUGGAACAUUUUGGAAGAACGUUUUCAAAAUUUUACAGGUGUCAUUGCUUUGUGAUUUCCGUUACUGGUCAAUGGCAGCCAUGGUAUGCAGUACACUCAUAUGUUAUGAUAUGUGGAUUAUAUAUUUUGUAUCGCAAGCUCAAUCGAAAGGGAUUUCCAUCGGGGAAGCGGCAACUAUUGUUGCAAUUGCUGGUAUUUUCAGUCUGGCAGCAAGAGUUAUUCAAGGGUUUCUCAUAGAUCGGGGAAUAAUUUCUCCUUGGAUAUCCGUAGUUAUAUCGGUUAACAUCUGUUCAGCAUCGUACUUUGCAUCUGCCUGGUUAGCGUCAUACUGGACACUGAUGGUCUCAUCCAUAUUGAUUCUGUUCUUCGACGCUGCGCUGACUUGCAUGUUGGACGUUUGUACCAAAGAGCUUCUUGGUGUGAAUCUACUGGCCGGCGCUUAUGGCUGGUUUGGUAUUAAAACUGCUACACUUAGGAUAAUCAUUGGAUUUCUUCCUGGUCUAAUUUACGACAUCACCGGUAGUUACCAAGCAGCUUUUAUCAUCAUUGGUUUUAUUCAGUUAGUACCAAUGAUCCCUCUUUUAAUGCUAAAAUAUCUUAAAUACAUUUAAUAAGUUCGAUAAGCUCGUGACAGUUCACUGGCUUUUGUCGUCCACGCCCUGUCACCGAAUUUAUAAUUUAAUAGAGUCAAUGUCAAAUCUGUCUGCGCAUUAAUAAGGCAUCAACCGAGUACCGGCCAUCUAUUAAUUUAUUGCAUUUGGGGCCUACGAAUGUCUUUGAUUUGUUUUCUCACCGGGUAAGCUCAUAAUAGCAACAAAAUGUGCUAUUAUGAGCUUGCCCGGUGAGAAAACAAAAUCAAAGACAUCCAUUUUUUGUUCUUUACUGUACCAUGUAGAGUAUUGUACACGGUAACAAUCGUUUCAAGUCUUAUUGUCACACCUCUGUCUUGGAUACUGUCCGUUUAUUGACCCAGAUUGCCAGAGCGAUAACAUGACAGGGCGAUAUCCGCAUGUCACACUCAGCGGAGACAUCUCAUUCUACAGAUGGUGCGUGCACGGACACGUGUACGCACGCAGAACAAAAGAGCUUUGGGAAGUUACUUAAAGAACGAACAUUGAGUGCUCUUUGGUCAGAGAAAUGUUGAGUAGCACAGUGACCAGAAUAUCGACAAGAAUAUAAAUCAAAUCAGUUCUUUAUGAAUACCAGGUUUUUGUAGUAAAUCAAUUGGUUAUAAAUUCCAGAUUCCCCCCCAAAAAGUCC